AUGCAGAGUUCAGCUGUUGGUAUACCGUUUUCAAGGUCACCAGUUGUCGACGUGUUUAGUGUCUCCAGCGUCAUCAUGGUUUUACUCGCUGCUGCCAUUUGCACCAAAGAAGGGAAGGCUUUGGUAUCUCGCCAAUUCGUGGAAAUGUCAAAAUCUCGGAUUGAGGGGCUAAUCGCCACCUUCCCGAAACUUGCUGAUCCAGGCAAGCAACACACAUUUGUCGAAACUGACUCUGUUCGUUAUGUUUAUCAACCUCUGGAGAAGCUUUACGUCCUUCUCAUCACCACUAAAGCUAGCAACAUUCUCGAAGACCUGGAAACUCUUCGCCUUUUUGCCCGAGUAAUUCCUGAAUACGCCCGUGGCUCUGAAGCCCCCGACGUAGUUGAGAACGCCUUCCAAAUUAUUUUCGCAUUCGAUGAAAUUGUAGCUCUUGGCUACCGCGAGAGCGUCACUCUGAGUCAGAUCCGCUCUUUCACGGAGAUGGAUUCACAUGAGGAGAAGAUGUUUAAUGCGGUACGGGAGAAUCAAAUGCAGGAGGCUCGCGAGCUGAGUAAGCGGAAGGCUCGCGAACUGGAACUUGCUCGUCAUGCUGCUGUGAAACAAGGAUUACCACCAAGCUCGAUUUACAACAGCUUUUCCGGAGCCAGAGGCGCUGAUACCUUUGCCUCAGAACCGAGUGUUGAGUCUUCUGCUGAUGACCAUCCAGCAGCACCCCUGUUGCCCCGUGAAAACUGGGGAUCGUCACCCGCUGAGCCGCCAACAAGGCGUGGAAUGCAGUUGGGAAGUCGUGGAGGUCAUAUUAAGACAGAAAUGGAUAAGCUCACUGAUAUGAUGCGAAGUGAAGUUCCGUCGAUGAUUUCGAAAUCUGUAAGCUUUGAUGCUCCGAUGGGAGCCGCGGUCACUACCUCAAACCUCCACAUCCGCUUGGAGGAGCGUCUGAUCGCCCAGGCCAAUCGCGAUGGCGGUGUUGAUCUGCUUGAGGUUGGUGGGGUUUUGCACGUUCGCGCGGGCGAUGAGCACACCUCUACCGCUCGCAUUCGCGUCGAUUUGAGCCGCGCCAUUGCGGAUAGCGACAGACGCCCUCCGGCCUCCUUCCAGACCCAUCCCAACAUUGAUAAGGCCACCUUCCAAAAGAACUGUUGGCUGGCGAUAAAACCAGGUGGGAAAGCGUUUCUUGUGGGCAAGGAGGUUGCAGUGCUCAAGUGGCGUCUACAAAGCCAAGCGGAGACUGCCCUGCCCGUGCUCAUCAACUGCUGGCCAGCUGAGAUUGUGGGCGGGUUUGAGGUGAAUGUGGAAUAUGAUUUGCAGGAUACGUCGCUGUCUUUGCAGAACUUUUGCAUCACCAUACCUUUGCCACCAUCCACCAAGCCCCCUGUUGUAAGUGCUUGUGAUGGCGACUAUGAAGUGGAUGCUCGGCGCAGCCAACUUCGCUGGACGCGGCCCCUAGUGGAUGCGGACAACAUCACUGGCAGCCUCGAGUUCACCAUUCGCACCGAUCGCGAGGCAAAGGCUGAUCUCUUCUUUCCCGUCUGCCUCGAUUUCUCUUCGACCACAUCCUAUUGUGGUGUUGAGGUGAUUGAGGCGUUUGAUGUGAACAGCAAACCCGUGAAAUUCUCCACAGAGGUAAAUUUUCAUCCGGAUCGGUAUGAGAUUGUGUAG
Echinococcus granulosus is the source of this 1659-nucleotide messenger RNA. RefSeq names its product Coatomer subunit delta. The coding region runs from base 1 to 1659 and encodes 552 amino acids. The transcript has 11 exons. The record is from RefSeq and is a predicted model, not a curated record. Gene Ontology annotation, cellular component: cytosol; COPI vesicle coat. Lineage: Eukaryota; Metazoa; Platyhelminthes; Cestoda; Cyclophyllidea; Taeniidae. Gene Ontology annotation, biological process: Golgi localization; endoplasmic reticulum to Golgi vesicle-mediated transport; retrograde vesicle-mediated transport, Golgi to endoplasmic reticulum.